This is a messenger RNA of Pristis pectinata (smalltooth sawfish), 2006 nucleotides long. RefSeq names its product palmitoyl-protein thioesterase 1-like. The record is from RefSeq and is a predicted model, not a curated record. Gene Ontology annotation, biological process: protein depalmitoylation; receptor-mediated endocytosis. Gene Ontology annotation, molecular function: palmitoyl-(protein) hydrolase activity. Bases 10 to 924 code for a protein of 304 amino acids. Lineage: Eukaryota; Metazoa; Chordata; Chondrichthyes; Rhinopristiformes; Pristidae. The transcript has 9 exons. Gene Ontology annotation, cellular component: lysosome.
UUUGGCAAAAUGGCUAGGCAGGGAGUGGGUUAUUGUUUGUUGUUCUUCUGCUGCGUCUUGGAAGCAUUAUCAUGGAAAAUUGUCCGGAACAGCACGCAGCCCCUACCUGUGGUUAUUUGGCACGGCAUGGGUAACAGCUGUUGUAAAGGCCUUACCUUGCACUUCAUCAAACUGGUAAAAGAGGCAAUCCCAGGAAGUUACGUCUUAUCUUUGGAAAUUGGAAACACUGUUGAGGAGGACAUUAAGAACGGUUACUUCAUGAAUAUAAAUGACCAAGUAGAGUUGGUGUGUAAUAUAUUAUCCAAGGACGAGAAGCUGCAGAAUGGAUACAAUGCGAUGGGCUUUUCUCAAGGAGGACAGUUUAUAAGAGCUGUAGCACAGAGGUGUCCUUCUCCUGCUAUGAUUAAUCUUAUCACAUUUGGAAGUCCACAUCAAGGAGUGUAUGGAGUACCCCACUGUCCUGGAGAGAGCUCUCAAUUCUGUGACUGGAUAAGGAAAUUGCUGAACUUUGGUGCAUACAGAAGCUCUAUUCAAAAGCAUUUGGUCCAGGCAGAGUACUGGCACGAUCCCUUGAAUGAAGAACUGUACAGGAACAAAAGCAUUUUCUUGGCAGACAUUAAUCAAGAAAGGGGCAUCAAUGAAAGCUAUAAGGAAAAUAUGAUGAAAUUGAAAAAAUUUGUAAUGAUAAAAUUCUUGAAGGAUUCUACUGUUGACCCUCUUGAUUCAGAGUGGUUUGGUUUCUAUAAAACUGGCCAGGCCAAAAAGACAUGCACAUUGCAAGAGAGUGUUCUUUAUCAAGAGGAUCGGUUGGGGUUAAAGGCAAUGGACAAACUGAACAAACUAGAAUUUCUUAGCGUGGAUGGGGACCACCUUCAAUUCUCACAGGAAUGGUUCGUCGCCAAUAUAGUUCCUUACCUAAAAUGAUCCCAUUAUUGCUCCAACAGGUUAACUAAUUGAUUCACCCUCCAAUCAAUGCAUCUAAUUUCUUGCAAUAUAAACUCGGUAAAAAUUCAUUCACUUCAAAUAUAAUUAAGUUGAAACAUAACCCAUGCCAGUGAUCACUCAAUAGAGGUUGUACCUUUCUGUAAAGGGAUCGAUCCUGUACACAGCUUCCUUGCAAGUUGAGUUUUACGCUGAACCCUCUAAUUUGUAAUGCAAAAAUCACACCUGUGACAAUUGAAUUGACAUACCCCUCUGCACCCCACAUAAACCAUCUUUGUUUGCUUUCUCAUUUCUGUGUCAGUGAAUUAGUCCACUUAAGGGAAGGUCAGCCUGUUUGAGGUUUUAACUGUUAUCACACAAAGAUAUUUUGAUGUGAAAUAUUCUGGUUUCUCAAAAACUGAUGAACUAAUUGCAGUUCAGCAAUGACUUGAGUAUUAACAUUUCCUAAGGCUUUUGGGGAUGAAUGGAAAGUUGUGGAAAUAUGGGUUAUAUUUCUGUGGAUUUGUAACUUUUGUGGCCAGCCAAACCACAGGUUCAGAGGAAGAAACACAGUUCCUAGUUCCUGUCCUUUUAACUCAAGCCAUUUUAAAAGUUCAUUUAAAAAGCUCCUUGGUUACUCAGCAUGCUGAGUUAUGAAGCUUGGUCAAUGUGUGUGUGAAAGCCAUGAAAUCAGAACAGCUACUUGACCCCUAGUGUUGGGGUUUAUCUGGAAUUUUACUUCCCCUUUCUUAAGUGGCAGGGUUACAUUCACAUUUGCUAUAAGUUGCUGGGAUGCCAGUCACUAAUUGUGUAGAAUGCCAGCUUUGCACCUGGAAUGUUAUAAACAUUAUGCACAUUGCAUUAAAUCAUACAUUAAAAAGCUUAAAACUGGCACCAUUCCUCAGUUAAGGUGUGGAAUGGUGAUAAGUAACCUCUUAAAUUCUGAAAUUGCCUCAACUCAACUUUGAAGUUACUAUUUCAAAAACUUCAUUGCAAAAUGAUUAAUUUUGCAUAACGUGCAUGUCAAUUUUCCCUAUUUUAAAAAAAAAAAUUGUGAUAAUAAAAUUCCACUUCAUUUUGAAACU